AUGGCGUCCAAGCAGUUUGCUCACUGGAACGGGUUUCCGUUCAUGACUGCUCCGAGAACAAGGUACUACUCUGCGCAGCUACAAUCGCCUUUUUUCCGUCUUCCUCGUGAAAUUCGAGAUGCUGUUUACGACUACUACCUCGUUAAUGUAGCCGGUCUGUUACAGCAUGAUGACUUUGUUAAUAUCUACACUCAGUAUCCCUCGGUCAAAGUUUGGUUCAACACCCCCUUGCGGCAAUCAGUGGUAGAGCGAGUGGACAAGCUCGCGAAUUCUGAAAGCUGGGUGGACGACAUCGCACGCCAAGCAUUCAGUAAUGCUCUUCAGCAUGCACUAUUAUUGGCAAAGAGCCAAAAUCCCACGGAAUUUGCGAAGCUUGCCUUCUAUGAUAAUCUGGGUUCAGAGAUCAACUUUUUCAUAGAAGAAGCUCUAUACGGCAUUUUCUCCUGGCACCCGGCGCCUUGGAGUAUGCCAAAGGAUGACGAGGUGAAAAAUCUGGAAGCCCUCAUCUGUCGGCCAGAACACACUGACGACGGGCUACCCAUCAAAGACGAAAGUGACCGCUGCUUCCGGAACAUAGCGCUUCAUAUCAAGGCAGCUAAAGAGCGAUGGUUUUUCUCUGCUGCAUCCAUCGCCAUUGACUUUUUACAACGACUGCCAGUCGAAAGACGGCACAAUAUGCGCAAAAUGGUACUUUACGAAGACUUCAAAGCUGUGUGUCGUCCCGAAUGCCAUGCACGAGGUCUCAUACCGUUUUGCCUUGAAAACCUAGAGCUCCGUAUCGAAAGGCAUAUCAGCUUAUUUGGUAACCUUCUCCCGGAAGGCUUCUAUUCGCGUAAUACUGUACGUCACGAUUCGGCAUGGCUGUUGAGCUCAGUGUGCUUUUGCGUGAUUAUUCCCUGGUUUGAAGAAGCUUUGUGUCUCUCAAUUCAUGGCAUGCCCACCGGUUCCUUCACACUCGUUCUUGAUGGGACGACUAGGGAGUCCUUUGAGAUCUGGAAGCUUCUCAAAUAUGCCGCCGCUACUCAAGAGGCGCGAAUGCGGCAACUACAGCUCACCGGGGCUUCUCCGCCGAUUAGAUACCUGCCUCCAUCAUACCGAGAUUGCUGGGAUCUACCGAUAAGCUUUGCAGACACGAUCCGCGAUAUUGUUGAAGGCAAUUCGAUCAUCAAAUUCGACGGCGACGUGUGUGAUGUAUGGGACUCGGAAUCGUUCUUCUUUGAACGUAAAGAUUGGACAAAUGAUAAAUGGUAUAAGGAUUGGGUGGAGAGCGUUUUGCACUACGGAAUAGGAACAACAUUUUUCCAGAGAGAAAGUCGACGGUACUACAUCCAGCCCGUAGCACUCAGGACAACAUACACGGUGGUUCGAAAUAAAAGGAGAGCUACCAGGUCACCAGAUCUUUCGGGGUGA
This is a messenger RNA of Pyrenophora tritici-repentis Pt-1C-BFP, 1410 nucleotides long. The record is from RefSeq and is a predicted model, not a curated record. Lineage: Eukaryota; Fungi; Ascomycota; Dothideomycetes; Pleosporales; Pleosporaceae.